GAUCAGGCAAUGCCGCAGACGGCCCUUCGCACGUGGGCUUCCGUAGCGCGUCAGUGUUGUGCGACGGUGACGUCACUGCGCGCGUCUCCUGCGCGCUCGGGUGGCCGCAGCGCAGUCAUGGCGCUCCGACCCCCGACUCUCCGGUUGCUACUGCUCUUGCCCCGACCUGGAGUGCUCAGCCGGGGCCUGGCCUCGGAGGGGCCUCGGGAGCCGCUGCCCGUGAUCCGCGUCCCGCAGCCUCUAAAGCUGCGGCGCGGGACGAGGAUCCGAGACGGUCGCGCGCCGCGAGUUACGGUGCCCCGGCCUGGGCUGCUGCUGAUCGCUGCGCGGAGGCCGGAGUUCAAUCAGCCGGCGCGUCUCACAGUGGGCCGUUGGGAGCGCGCGCCGCUGGCCUCGCGCGGGUGGAAGCACCGGCGCUCGCGUGGCGACCAUUUCUCCAUCGAGCGCACUGCCCGCCAGGUGCCCGCAUUGCCCACUGAGCCCGAGGCAGAGGAGGUGGCAGAAGGCGAAGCCUGCGCUGGCUUCACCGCCCUGGGCCUGCAGCCCCGCGUCCUGGAGGCCCUGCAGCAGGCAGCACCCACCAUCGUGCGGCCUACGUGGGUGCAGCUCCGGGCCGUUCCUCCGUUGUUGCGCGGACGCCACCUGCUCUGUGCUGCUGAGACGGGCAGUGGCAAGACCCUGAGCUACCUGCUCCCCUUGUUGCAGCGCCUGCUGGGCCAGCCCGUGCUGACCUCCUCCUGCCCUGCCCCCCGCGGUCUGGUCCUCGUGCCCUCCCGGGAGCUGGCCGAGCAGGUGCGGGCAGUGGCCGCGCCCCUGGGCCAGGCCCUGCAGCUGUGCGUGCGGUGGAUCGGUGGGGGCCGGGGCAUGGACAGCGUCCGGCGGCACCUGUCCCUACAGCCUCCUGCCGACGUGCUGGUGGCCACACCGGGAGCCAUAUGGAAGGCGCUGAAGGGACAACUGCUGAGCCUGGAGCAGCUCCGUUUUCUGGUGCUGGAUGAAGCGGACACCCUGCUGGACGAGAGCUUCCUGGAGCUAGUGCAGUACAUCUUGGACAAGAGUCCCGUGGCCGAAGACCCCGCCGAACUGGAGGACCCUUUCAAUCCCAAGGCCCAGCUGGUGCUGGUGGGCGCCACAUUUCCCAAGGGCGUGGGAGAGCUACUGAGCAGAGUCACAUCCUUGAGCCACCUCAGCAAAAUCACCAGCCCCAGGCUGCACUGCCUCCUGCCCCACGUGGGACAGCGCUUCCUGCGGCUCAAAGGAACCGAGAAGGUGACAGAGCUGAUUAGAGCCCUCAAGCUCCAAGCAGAGGCUGGGCCCGGGGCCGUUCUGGUCUUCUGCAACAGUUCCAGCACAGUGAACUGGCUGGGCUACAUCCUGGACGACCACAAAGUCCCACACUUGAGGCUCCAGGGACAGAUGCCAGCGGCCAUGAGAGCGGGCAUCUUCCGGUCCUUCCAGAGUGGCCUCAGGGACGUUCUCCUCUGCACAGACAUAGCCUCUCGGGGCCUGGACAGCACUCGGGUGCAGCUGGUGAUCAAUUACGACUUUCCGCCAACCUUGCAGGACUACAUUCACAGAGCCGGCAGAGUGGGCCGAGUUGGCAGUGAGCAGCCCGGCUCUGUGAUUAGUUUUGUAACUCAUCCUUGGGAUGUCGAACUGGUCCAGAAAAUUGAGCUGGCUGCUCGCAGGCGGAGAAACCUCCCAGGGAUCAAGACAACUGUUCAAGAACCUUUACCCCCAAUAGAAUUGACUGGUUAGCCAGUGACACUAAAAAUGCGCUGACUGUGAACAAAGGACACUUCUGGCUGUCCAAGAACGUGAAAGAGCCCUCUUCAGAGGGAGAGGAGGAUUUAAGUGCCAUGAGAAAAGUCUUUGCGUUUCAGAAGUGCCAGUUUUUAUAGGAGGGUUGCCAAACUUCAGUGUUGGAUUUUGUGUAGCUCUACUUAUUAGAGUGAACUUCUGUGCAAUAAAAUCUAAUUUAACUGUUUUGCAUUUAAUGUAAACUACCUCAAUCAUUAAUCACCUGUUCUAUUUGUAUGGGAUGGGGAUGUCCAAAGUUUUUUAAUACAUGAAUAAAUAUGCAAGCCAUGUGAAUUUUCUACAUGGCAAAACGUA
This is a messenger RNA of Antechinus flavipes (yellow-footed antechinus), 2115 nucleotides long. It is a transcript of the gene DDX28, whose product is annotated as DEAD-box helicase 28. Lineage: Eukaryota; Metazoa; Chordata; Mammalia; Dasyuromorphia; Dasyuridae. The record is from RefSeq and is a predicted model, not a curated record. Gene Ontology annotation, cellular component: mitochondrion. Gene Ontology annotation, molecular function: nucleic acid binding; ATP binding. The transcript has a single exon. Gene Ontology annotation, biological process: mitochondrial large ribosomal subunit assembly. Bases 10 to 1758 code for a protein of 582 amino acids.